Molecule: messenger RNA, 474 nt
Organism: Cryptomeria japonica (Japanese cedar)
Lineage: Eukaryota; Viridiplantae; Streptophyta; Pinopsida; Cupressales; Cupressaceae
Product: probable 2' cyclic ADP-D-ribose synthase BdTIR
Exons: 2
Coding region: 1-474 (157 amino acids)
Biological process (GO): signal transduction
Source: RefSeq, a predicted model, not a curated record
AUGGCUUCCUCCUCCUCGUCUCGCCAACAAAUUGUAGAAUAUGAACAACAAAAGCAAAGAUCGAUUGCAGAUCCUAAACUAUAUGAUGCAUUCAUCAUCCACCGAAGCCCUGACGUCAAACACACCCUUGCUAAACAAUUAUAUGACCUUCUUAAGGCCAGAAAGUGCCGGGCAUUUCUAGACCGUGAAGAGAUAGAAGGGGGAGAUUCUAUUCCUGCUGCCACUCACAAUGCAAUAUGCUCAUCUGUGGUUCAAAUAGCCAUCUUUUCAAGAAGAUAUGCAGAAUCAUCGUGGUGUUUGGACGAGCUGCCCUGGGAGCUAGGCGACAUCGAGAACGAGCAGUCACAGUACUCUGCGGCUUUUUCUGAUUAUCAAAGGAAAGGGAGGAAUCUUCAUAAGCUUGAGCAAUGGAAAACUUCCCUUGAAUCUGCUUCAAAGACACCUAGUUAUGAAAAAAGCGAGCAUGAAGAGUAA